AUGUUCCUGCACCACGCCGCGCAGGCUGGCGUCGCCUGUACAGGCAGCUAUACACACAUCAGCGCCAUAUGUCUCAAACUACAUCUCAUGAGGAACCUCGUCGACGGGAAAAAUAAUUUUGAAAAUGAAUUCAAUAAUCUGUUUAGUUUUGAGACACAACUUACUGGUGGUGUAGGGGACGUUACCCAAGAUCCAAAAAGUAAAAAUAGAUUCUUCAUUAUACCAGACAAAAAGUAUCAACCUCUUUUACAAGUGGAUUCCCCCGGAGAAGAGGGCUAUAUCAAUGCUGUCACAUUACCUAGCCUGUACACCCAGACCAAACAGUUUCUGACCCAGCUGCCCAUGCCCACUACGGUCAAUGAUUUCUGGAGACUGGUCACACAGUAUAACGUCUCCUUGAUUGUUGCUUUUAAAUCCUAUGAAAAGGACAAGUCAUUAGCUAUCUACUUACCUGAAGAACAAGGCCAGCCGUUACAAUGUGGGAACAUAGCUGUCAAUGUCGAGUCAGUAACAACAGCACCAACAUGGACAGAAAUUAAGCUUACCGUUAAGGGGAAACAAACGCAAGAAGUGACUCAUCUCACGUUUACAGAGCGUCAUAUCGAACCCAAAAAUCUCCUGCCAAACGGUGCUGAACUGAGUGGACUGGCCUAUGUUGUGACAACUCUGAUGGACAGACUGGACCAAGAGAACUAUUUGACCGUUCCUGUUGUUGUUGGUAAAGUCAAAUCCAUCAGACCGCACGCCAUUCCUACACUUCAACAGUAUAUUCUUGUGUACGAGACAAUGAAACUCUACACUGAAGCAGUGAUCUCUACAGAGAGGCAUCGAGCAGAGUACAGCUCAACUGUCUGA
Molecule: messenger RNA, 855 nt
Organism: Physella acuta
Lineage: Eukaryota; Metazoa; Mollusca; Gastropoda; Physidae
Product: receptor-type tyrosine-protein phosphatase alpha-like
Biological process (GO): protein dephosphorylation
Molecular function (GO): protein tyrosine phosphatase activity
Source: RefSeq, a predicted model, not a curated record